This is a messenger RNA of Panicum hallii, 1752 nucleotides long. Its product is annotated as probable glucuronosyltransferase Os01g0926600. NCBI's taxonomy places the organism in Eukaryota, Viridiplantae, Streptophyta, Magnoliopsida, Poales, Poaceae. Bases 174 to 1421 code for a protein of 415 amino acids. The transcript has 4 exons. The record is from RefSeq and is a predicted model, not a curated record. Gene Ontology annotation, biological process: plant-type secondary cell wall biogenesis; glucuronoxylan biosynthetic process. Gene Ontology annotation, molecular function: glycosyltransferase activity.
UGACUCCGCGUCCCUAUCCUCCCUGCCUGCCAAGAAUCCCGCUAGCUCCCUACCACCUCCUCCACACCCUCUCGACUCGAGCCUCCAUCUCUAUUCUCUCCCCGUUGCUCCCGAGUCCUGAGCCGCCGAGCGUGGAGGGAAGGCACGAAGGCAGAGGUGCGGGCGACAGACUAAUGGGGACGGGGAUGGCGCGGGCGCUGCCCCUGGCGCUCGCCUUGCUCCUCGCCUGCUCCGACGUCGCUGUCGUCGCGGCGCAGGGCACCGAGCGGAUCCAAGGAAGUGCUGGUGAUGUGCUAGAAGAUGAUCCUGUUGGAAGGCUCAAGGUAUAUGUCUAUGAGUUGCCGCCCAAGUACAACAAGAAUAUUUUGGCAAAAGAUUCAAGAUGCCUCAAGCACAUGUUUGCUACAGAGAUUUUCAUACAUCGCUUCCUACUAUCGAGUGCAGUCCGGACAUUAAAUCCGGAAGAAGCUGAUUGGUUCUAUACUCCAGUAUACACAACAUGCGACCUUACACCAUGGGGCCACCCCUUGACCACCAAGUCUCCACGUAUGAUGAGAAGUGCGAUUCAGUACAUUUCCAAGCGUUGGCCCUACUGGAACAGGACGGAGGGAGCGGAUCAUUUCUUUGUCACACCACAUGACUUUGGAGCAUGCUUCUAUUUCCAGGAAGCAAAGGCUAUCGAGCGAGGUGUCCUUCCGGUGCUGCGCCGUGCUACGCUGGUCCAGACUUUCGGCCAGAAGCAUCAUGUAUGCCUCAAGGAAGGCUCCAUCACCAUCCCACCAUAUACUCCUCCUCAUAAGAUGAGAACUCACUUCGUUCCACCAGAGACCCCUCGGUCAAUCUUUGUCUAUUUUCGUGGUUUGUUCUAUGAUACUUCGAAUGAUCCUGAGGGUGGUUACUAUGCAAGGGGCGCCCGUGCAUCGGUGUGGGAGAACUUCAAGAACAACCCGAUGUUCGACAUCUCGACAGACCAUCCACCAACCUACUAUGAGGACAUGCAGCGUUCCGUCUUCUGCUUGUGCCCAUUGGGCUGGGCCCCAUGGAGCCCCCGUUUGGUGGAGGCUGUGGUGUUUGGCUGCAUCCCCGUGAUCAUCGCCGACGACAUCGUUCUUCCCUUUGCGGACGCGAUCCCAUGGGAGGAGAUCGGUGUCUUUGUGGCCGAGGACGACGUCACAAAACUGGACACCAUCCUGACCUCCAUACCGAUGGAGGAAAUCCUUCGGAAACAGAGGUUGCUCGCAAACCCGUCCAUGAAGCAGGCCAUGCUCUUCCCACAGCCCGCUGAACCCAGGGACGCCUUCCACCAGAUCCUGAAUGGGCUCGCACGGAAGCUGCCGCACGGUAAGGGUGUGUUCCUGAAGCCUGGGCAGAAGGUGCUGAACUGGACCGAGGGAGACCCGGCUGAUCUGAAGCCGUGGUAGGUAUAGACAUAUAGUGGCAUGGCACCAUCACCAUUCGCCAUGGCUGGUAUUCAUGUGUAAACGACACAACCAUACGAGAGGCUGAUCAUACAGUUGACGAUGAUGCUGAUGAGUGAACCACACCAUUAAAUGUAAAGCUCCUUCCCUUCCUCCUCCUACCUGCUUUUUGAGGCAAUGUGCCUGUCUUGCCUGUAUGGCCAUACCUGUUUUGACCUUUUGGUGUAGUGUUAGCAUUUUAUAGAUGAUAGAUGGUGGAUCAUGUACUGUCUGACCGUUGUAUUAUAUUAUACAGUUGCCGGUUUACAAUGGGGGAAAGUAAGGCUAACUCCAA